Molecule: messenger RNA, 120 nt
Organism: Aspergillus nidulans FGSC A4
Lineage: Eukaryota; Fungi; Ascomycota; Eurotiomycetes; Eurotiales; Aspergillaceae
Exons: 2
Coding region: 1-120 (39 amino acids)
Source: RefSeq, a predicted model, not a curated record
AUGUACAAGAAGGAAUCACUGAAGAAGAGAAAGCGGGACAGGACAGAUCAGAGAUUGGAGAUAGAUAGGGAGCCACGUGACCAGAGCCGCGUACGCUACGCGAUUAAGUACUAUUCUUAG